AUGGUCCAGGCAUAUGUUGCCAUUGACAGAGUUCCAACGCUACACCUGUCAGACCUGGCCCCUUCACCGGAAGAGGUGGCGAAUGUACCAUGCAGCAUCUUCAUUCCGAGUGAAACUGAAACCAGGACUAUUCGAUCUGACUAUGUAACAGUAGUAAAGGAACCACUGGAAGAACAUCUCCCUUUCUUUAAUAAAGAAGGGUUUGCAGAAGAAAUUAACCUUCACGUGCAUGCAGAGAAUUCUAAGAGGAAAAGUCAGCUGAUUCCAUUAGGGGUACUUGACAAGGAUGAAAGCGAAAUCACCGAAAAGAUAGAUAUCAUGGAAAGCUAUCAUGAUUACGUUCCUGUCGGGCUGAGUGACGAACCUGUGGUUAUUCCAUUGUAUGGCGACGGUUUAAGUGUAGAGAGAGGUUAUGAUGCCCAAAAUGGACGCAUCAACGCUGGUAGUGCUUGGGCCCAACUGCAAGGGCUCCAUCCGGCAAUACAGGAGUGGCACAAGCGCGGUAUUUUGCUACAGGAUACAUUCAGGCUGCUAUACUCACAGAAGAGUGCCAGGAGUGUUGGAACCUUGUCCUACAUACGGAAUGCUUAUCGGCAAGUUAACGUAAAAGCCGAAGUGUCCCACUGUUUUAAUGAAGCGACGGAGCUGUUGAGAUUCGCUACAAAAGCUUACAUCCUAGCCACAUCAUUGAGUUUGAUGGGAUGCAGAACUGUUUCAGAGCCACCUAAAGACCUGCCAACCGAAAGCUGUCGUCUAAGCAGUUAUCUCAAUGACAUUUGUGAAAAAGUGGUUGACAUUUGUUUUUAUCCACCAAACACUACCGCUGUGAUAAAUGCCAACACGUCAACAGAUGACAACUACAGGUAUUGUGUGUGCAAAAAUGAUUCUGGGGAAGGCAUGGUCAUGUGUGACAACAAGAAGUGUAAGAAUGGAAAAUGGUUCCAUUUGUCAUGCAUGAGCAUAAUGAAUGAAAGUGAUGUGCUGCACAGGGAAUGGUACUGUUCCAGGGCAUGUGAAACGCGCAACAGUGCCCCACAGGAAGUAAACGACGACCUCACAUUUAAAUACACACAGGCACUAUUGUGGAGAGGCAUCGGUGAAAUGGUUCGUCACAGAGCCAUUAGAUCGAACAAUGGGGAUAAAAUGACGGCCUACUGGAAGGAGGAUACGAUUGAAUUCUACGAAUGCAUUCAUACAAAAUACUUCAUAUGUGGCCACCGGUUGCUGAUGGACACACACGGCGCAUUGUCACCGAGAAUGGCCCACGAAUUAAAGUGGAACAGAACUGUUAAUGUCCAGGGAGGAAGUAACAAUAACAUAGAAAUGGAUCUGAUGAUGGAGUUCUACAACAAGGAGUUCAAAGGUUAAUGUAGUCUUAAAUUACCUUGAUUUAUAAAUGUGAUUCUGUAACUAUGGUGGUAACUGAACAGACACCGAUGUAAUAUGUCAAUGAUGUCGCCAACAAAUAAUAUAUAAAGCACAUAACAAAUGCGCAAAAACAUUGUUAUUUUCAUAUUAAAUAAAGUUUGCCAAAAUUUUGAUAGAGAAGGCACAUAAAUAGGAAUAGUAAAUGAAAAGUAUAGUAUGAAUUUCCUGUGAUACGAUUACAUGCUCAUUGCGUACUUUGGUUGCAAUUUUGGAAUCUGUU
Priapulus caudatus is the source of this 1648-nucleotide messenger RNA. RefSeq lists its product as uncharacterized. The coding region runs from base 1 to 1368 and encodes 455 amino acids. The transcript is spliced from 4 exons. The record is from RefSeq and is a predicted model, not a curated record. Lineage: Eukaryota; Metazoa; Priapulida; Priapulimorpha; Priapulimorphida; Priapulidae.